Dujonia railenensis is the source of this 3132-nucleotide messenger RNA. NCBI's taxonomy places the organism in Eukaryota, Fungi, Ascomycota, Pichiomycetes, Serinales, Debaryomycetaceae. The record is from the annotation of a GenBank genome assembly.
AUGAAGCAACGUAUUACCGCAUUGGAUCUUCAGAUCAUUACGGCGGAACUCCAAGAGAACAUCUUGAACUACCGUCUAAAUAACAUUUAUAAUGUCUCUACCUCCCAAAGACAGUUCUUACUUAAGUUUGCUAUUCCUGACUCGAAGAAAGUAGUGGUUUUGGACUGUGGUAACAAGUUGCACUUAACAGACUUCGAGAGGCCCACAUUGCAAACGCCCUCCAACUUCGUCACCAAGUUGAGGAAGCAUCUCAAGACCAGAAGGCUCUCCAGAUUGCUUCAGCUAGGUAAUGAUAGAGUGUUGGUAUUCGAGUUUAGUGAUGGUUUGUUCUAUUUGGUGUUGGAGUUCUUCAGUGCUGGGAACAUUUUGUUGUUGGAUCACGACAGGAAGAUCUUAUCCUUGCAAAGAAUGGUCCAGGACAAGGGGAACAACGAUAGAUAUGCAGUAAAUGAGACCUAUAACAUGUUUGACAAGGACUUACUUGAUAAAUUGCAAGAUAAUGGUCAAGAAAUCAAGGCCAAGAGCUAUAGCGUUGGCCAAGUUCAAGAAUGGAUUGAUGCUCAGAAGAAGAAAGUAGCUGAAAACUUGGAACUGGAGUCUGCUUCUACAAAGAAGAGUAAGAAAAGGAAUAAGGUUUACUCCAUUCAUAAACUUUUAUUUGUGAACGCUAGUCAUUUAUCUGGAGAUUUGAUUCAGAAAAGGCUCACAAAGGAUGGUAUAAACCCUUCGGCUUCAUGUUUCGAUUUUGAUGGUCAGGAGAGCAAGUUACUAGAAAUCGUUCAAUCUUUAGAUUCUACGGAACGCGAUUAUUUGGAUUUAUUAAGUGGAAUUGAGGACGGAGUAACGGGGUACAUCGUCGCUAAGAAGAACGAACUGUUUGUCGCUGAGAAGGAAGGUGAAGCUGAUGAAAAUCAAUCCAAAUCAAAUGAUUUAGAGUAUCUAUACGAAGAGUUCCACCCAUUCUCACCUGUGACAAAAAGUAACGAUGUGAAGCUUAUUCCCAUUAAAGGUUAUAAUAGAACUUUAGAUCAAUUCUUUUCCACAAUUGACUCUUCAAAAUAUGCAUUAAGAAUUGAACAACAAAAGCAACAAGCGAACAAGAGACUAAAUCAUGCAAGAGAUGAAAGAGAUAAGCAAAUCCAAGCAUUAGUGGACCAGCAAACAACCAACAUUAGAAAAGGUGACAUUAUCAUUUAUAACGCCGAAAAAGUUGAAUUGUGUAAAGAAUCUGUUCAAAAAUUGGUUGAUCAGCAAAUGGAUUGGACGAAUAUUGAAAGUUUGAUAAAAUUAGAACAAAAUAGAGGAAAUGAAAUUGCAAAUAUGAUCAAAUUACCGUUAAAUUUGCUAGAGAACAAAAUUAGUUUACUACUUGAAGACGUUGACGCUUUGGGCGAAGACCAUAGUGACGAAGACGAUAGUGAUUCAGAAUCAGAAUCAGACUCUGACUCUGACUCUCAAAGUGAGAGCGAACCCGACCUGGAUUCAGAUCUGGAUUCAGAUCUGGACUCAGAUUCAGUCUCCGCCGAAAGACACUCAAAGAUUAAGCCGCCUAAGAGAACCAAGAAAACAAUCCCUAAGGUAACAGUUUGGAUAGAUUUAUCACUUUCACCUUAUGCGAACGCCAGGCUCUAUUUUGAUGCUAAGAAAACAGCAGAAACUAAGCAAAUGAAAGUCGAAAAGAGUGCCUCUUUAGCUCUCAAGAAUGCAGAGAGGAAAAUCACUCAAGACUUACAAAAGAACUUGAAAAACGAAACAGACGUUUUAAAGCAAAUCAGACCAAAAUUUUGGUUCGAGAAAUUCCAUUGGUUUGUUUCGAGUGAAGGAUAUUUGUGCUUGGCUGGCAGAGAUGACUCCACAAUAGAUAUGCUUUAUUAUAGACACAUUAACGAUAAUGACUAUUUUAUCACAUCAGAUAUAGAAGGAUCCUUGAAGGUUUUCAUUAAAAACCCAUACAAAGGAGAAGGAAUCCCACCUAGUACAUUAAUGCAGGCUGGAAUGUUUGCCAUGUGUACUUCUACUGCUUGGAACAAUAAGGUCACAACCUCGGCAUGGGUUCUUAGAGUGGAUGAAAUCUCUAAAAGGGAUUCUGAUGGAUCUUUCUUGGAACCUGGUAGUUUCAGAUUCCUUGCAAAGAAAGACUACCUCCCCCCAGCUCAGUUAGUAAUGGGUUUUGGAUUUUACUGGUUAGGAAAUGAGGAAACGACAGAAAAGUAUAGAAAAUUGAGACAAGAGAAAGAAGAAAAGCAUGGCUUAAAAAUCGUGAUGGGGAACAAGAAGAAAGAUCUUGAUGAUUUGAAGUUAGACGAAAGUUCAAAAUCUGAAGUCUCUUCUGUCAAGGCUGAAAAGGAACAUCUAAAUAUCGAACCUGAAACCCAAGUUUUAUCUGAUGCAGACGAUGUCUCAGAUGUAACUAGUGAAGUAUCCACUUUAAAUUUGGACGCUUCAAACCCUCAGCAAGUGAGAGGAAGAAAAGGUAAAUUGAAGAAGAUGGCUAAGUAUGAAGCUCAAGAUGAUGAAGAUAGACGCCUUAGAAUGGAAGUCUUGGGUACGUUGAAACAAGUUCAAGAUAGAGAAAAGGCACAAGUAGAGAAGUUGAUCCAAGAAAAACUUGAAAAGAACCAAGGAAAGCGCGUGCAAGAAUCUGCGCGAGUAUCAGAACGCAGGAAGCAACAAGAGCGUGAGUUCCGUAAGUACUUGACUGAUGAAGGUGAUGAAGAUGAGUCGGGAACUACUAACUAUUUGGAUAUUUUCGAUUCCUUAAUCUCUAAGCCCAUGCCUGAAGAUGAAAUGAUUGAUUUGAUUCCUAUUUUUGCGCCAUGGAGUGCUUUGAAUAAAUUCAAGUAUAAGGUUAAGAUUCAGCCCGGAAUUGGUAAGAAAGGAAAGUCUAUUAACGAAGCAUUACACUAUUUCACUACACGAAAGAUGGAUUCAAAGCGCGAAGAUAUUGACGUCGAUUGGCCUAAUGAAAGAGAAAUUGUCAAAUCUACCAAGCCGAAUGAUUUAAUUGGAACCAUAGCUGUCAAUAAAUUGAAAAUCGUACUUCCUGGAGGUGACGCAAGUGGAAAGAAAAGCAGCGCAGGAGGCAAGGGCCCAUCCACUGGUAACAAAAAAGGAGGCAAGAAGAAAAAAUAA